AUGUCAUUAAAUAGUGAUAAUAUUUUAUUAGUAACUGCUGGUUAUGAUCGAACAAUACGGUUUUGGCAAGCUAAUACUGCAGCUGUUUAUCGAACAAUAAUGCAUGAAGAUUCUCCAACAAAUUGUUUGGCAAUACAUCCACAAAAAACUUUAUUAGCAGCUGGUAGUUAUCAACAUAUAAAAAUGUAUGAUUUAAUGUCAAAUAAUCCAAAUCCAGUAAUGAAAUUAGAUCAAUUACAGAAAAAUAUAGUUACAUUAGGAUUUAGUGAUGAUAGACAAUUUAUGUUUUCAGGCGGAGAAGAUCGUUUUGUAAGAAUUUGGGAUAUGAGAGCGGCAAAAACAAAAGCUCAUCGACAAACUGAUGUUGAUGGUGCUAUUAAUUGUGUUACACUUCAUCCUAAUCAGGUUUGA
Molecule: messenger RNA, 411 nt
Organism: Rotaria sp. Silwood2
Lineage: Eukaryota; Metazoa; Rotifera; Eurotatoria; Philodinida; Philodinidae
Source: the annotation of a GenBank genome assembly